This is a messenger RNA of Lytechinus variegatus (green sea urchin), 2317 nucleotides long. RefSeq names its product cystatin-A2-like. Gene Ontology annotation, cellular component: cytosol. The transcript has 3 exons. Gene Ontology annotation, molecular function: cysteine-type endopeptidase inhibitor activity. NCBI's taxonomy places the organism in Eukaryota, Metazoa, Echinodermata, Echinoidea, Temnopleuroida, Toxopneustidae. The record is from RefSeq and is a predicted model, not a curated record. Bases 141 to 584 code for a protein of 147 amino acids.
CUGUACUGCACUGUAACACGAAAACAAACAUCUCUCAAGUCAAAUAAUAUAAUUCCUGUUCGAAGUCGAAGAAACACAGACAAUAAAGCCCAACUAGGUCAACGUUUCAUUUCCGAGUUUCAGUGAAGAAUAUUCGUGCAAUGACCACCACAUCGAACGACUCUUUAUUUCGAUCUUCUUUCUAUCAUAUCACAGCGAACAAGCUGGUGUUGUUGGGGGUUCUAUUGCUUGGAAUCAUCGGGGCAGCUAUGGCGGAACAGAAGCGAGUGGGUGGGAUGACAGGCGUGACGUCGCUUGAAAAUGGUUUAGUUAGCGCCGAAGAUAAGAAUCUAAUUCAGGGAUUGCUUGAUAAGGUAAGGCCCGAUGCAGAGCUAAAGGCAGGAAGGAAAUUUGAUGAAUUGACACCUGUAGCAUAUGCAACCCAACUUGUGAAUGGAGUCAACUAUUUCAUAAAGGCCAACACCGGUGGCACAGGUGACAAAAGAUAUGUCGUCAUUCGCCUGCACAAGUCAUUCCGUGAUGAUGUGACUUUCCACAGUAUCCAAGUGGAUAAGACAGAGGCGGAUCCUAUUACAUAUUUCUAGAUUCUUCAAUUAUAUUCUUCAUUUAUAUUCGGACUCAUCAAUAUCUCCAGCAUGUUUUAAAUAGCAACAAACUUCCAUUGCCUAAAUAAAAAAUUAUUAACAAUAUGCUGUCAGUAUGUUAAUAAGCAUUGCACAACACACAUUUAAAAACAUAUUGAAUCUUUUUCCAUUGAAUUAUGGCCAUCAUAUGGUUAUAUUAAGCAGUAGUAAAAAGCAAGAUUUAUUGCUGAGAAGUUUUUAUGUGAAUCUGUUGUAUGGUUUUUCAAAAUAUUCCUAUAUCUGUGUUGUAUUAUUUAAAUUAUUAUAUUGGGUGAUUUCCUUCAAAUAUUCAUAAAAGCAAUCCAUUGAAAUAUUUCAGAAAACUUCAGCAGUUUUAAUCGUCUCUAAAUUGUGCUUUCUUGACCAAGACUCUUUUCAAAUAUGAUCCCCAGGAUAUGAUCAAGUAUAUUGAAAUAAUACAUUCUUUGUGAAUAACUACUACAUACAUGUAGCUCUUUUAGCAUUUAAGCUGUGUCUGUUGUGAAUUUACAUGCCAUCACUGUUGUAAUAUGAUAUAUGUACUUUCCUGGUAGAUUGUGGGAAUGUUUUCAACUUCUCAUAUUACAUUUUACAUCUAAAGCAAGGAUGGCACUUCUUGCAAUGCAGUACAUGUAUUAAUUCUGUCAAGGGCUUGUGGCAGGAUGGGGGGGGGGCGCAGCAAGGUACUCAAAGUGUUUUAUAAUCUACCAUCUGCUUUUUAACUGCAAGUACAGUAUGUUUCACUGGCUUUGCUGCUUUUUCAUUCGGGUUGACCACAUCUCUUUUCAUCAGACAUUGAGAAUCAGGAUUAUUUUCACCCAAAGCAUGAUAACUGAUAUACAUGUAUGCACUUAAAAUUGAUGGUCGUCUUCAUUCAGUAGUUUUUAUCUGUUUAUGACUUUCUCUCUACAACUUUGAUCUACAUCUGCUCAUGUAUGUUCAAAAUUGUGUACAUGUACAUGUAUGUACAGUACGCUGUACAUGUUUUUGUACAGUUUUUAAUUAUGGUUUCCGCCGCUCAGAUUUGUCACAUGCUGAACUAUAUUUUAAUAUAUAAUAUACAUGUAAAAUGAAAGUGAAACAAGCAACUCCCCACAUAUACAUGGCAAGGUAUGCUGCUAGUGAAUAUGAUGACUUCAAUCAUAUAAAUAGAAACCUUGAUUAUAUAGCAGUAACAUGAAAUAAAACAAACAAAUUUUUUUGUAUCAUUCAGCGUAUGAUAGCAAAGUGUGCUGUUUAGAUAAAAAUAUGAUGGCUUCGUGUCACCCUACUGUAGUCAAUAAUAUAAUCAUAAAACCAUCUGAACUUUAAUCUACAUUGAGCUUCCAUAUCCCAUUUCCUACAUACAUGUAGUUUUGAAAUCUUUAGAGCCAUUAAAUAGUAAUUUAAACCAAUAUACUCCGGUAAUUUCUGAAUCAGGUUAGCAUGUCUCUGUUGUGAAAACUAUUCUUCAGGUAUAUGUCUAUUGAAUGAAUCAAUAUGCAAUAUGUCAAAAUGAAUGCAUGAUGGAAAAGAAAAAGAAAUUUCUAUAUAUUUUAUACUCUCAACUUUCUUACCAUUUUCACAUGUGUAUUAUACUAUCUCCGUGAUGGUCAAAAGAAUAGAAUAAUUGAUGUCUUCUUCUGUUUAUUUGUUGAAAAAAAGUACAACUUUGUUUUUAAAUUUAAAUGUAUAGAAUCUUCUUAUAUGGAUACAAUAAACUUAUUUCAGCUUUA